ACAAUUUCACGUGAAUGCUUCAUUGAUGCUUUCACGUGAAUGCUUCAUCGAUGCUUUCACGUGAAUGAUUCAUCGAUGCUUUCAUGUGAAUGAUUCAUCGAUGCUUUCAUGUGAAUGAUUCAUCGAUCCUUACAUGUGAAUGCUUCUUUGCUACUGCGGUCAUGAUAAAAGGGGCCCACGGCUUGAGAUUUUACUCCCAAUGUCCAAUUUUAGUCACACCGGUCAACACGGACCAGGUUUUCGGUUGAUCCAUUUUGCACUUCGCCCACUCAUAACCGGGAUAUGUCCUUCAUCACGCAUCUCUGAUGGAGUCCUCAAAGAAACUGAUCAUCCUCUGCGAUGGCAUGUGGUGUGGCAGGAAAGCAAAGACGGAGACCAAUGUUCAUUUGCUCGCCCAAUAUAUUGGUAUCGACCUGGAACAUGGCAAAUUUGUCCUAGAUAACCAGGAGAAUGACAACAUCGCUCGUUAUUUCGAUGGAAUCGGUCUAGGGAACGUUUUCCUGGAUUACGCCUUCAACGAGUCCACAUACAGCAGUAUUGAGAUAUCUCGCAAAGAGGUCUACCGAUACAUUGUCGAUAACUUCGCGGAGCAUCAGGAAGUUUGGAUGUUCGGGCUAGGAACGGGGGCGUCCGUUGUUCGUCGUGUUGCUAGCAUGAUCAGCGAAUUUGGUAUCAUCAAAAAAGGCGAGUCUGACUAUCAGACAACCGAGCAUUGCGAGUAUGUUGAAUCGCUGCUCAAAGCCCCCUUAUGGGAGUCGGUACUAUUGUCGGACGAACGGAGCAAGUUCAAGGCCAAGUACACCUGGCAGGUUUCAAAACCCAUCAAAUUCGUAGGCCUCAUCGACAUGAGCUGUCGUAUGCGACUACCUUACCUGAACCGCUUGCUAGGGUCCGGAGAGUCCCAAUCCCGGGACAACAACUGGUUUGACGCAGUCGACGCAAUCUACCAUGCCAUGGCAAUGCAUGAGAGACUCAUGCUUAUCGAGCAGUGCUUUGAGGAACAGCCGAAAAACGCUACACAGUCAACAUGGAAAGAUUCAUUGCCCCGCAUCUAUGAAAGAUGGUUCCCUGGAACGCAUUACGAUGUGGGAAGGCAGAAAAUUAGAUUAGGGCAAGGGAUCAGAAAGGCAAACAGCUUGCGCUCCUUGGUCUUGGACACGCUGUGGCGAACGGUUCAUCCAAACCAAAUACUUUCCGAUUUGGUUCUGAGAUGGAUGUUGGAGAGCAUUCGUAUGGAAGACAAGACGGGAACAGUUGUGCGAGAUUUGGAUAGAAAGAUUUUUAAGAUCGACCAAAGACUUACCAGUGGGCUUCUAUCAACAGGUUCUGGCGAUAUACGAGACUCGAUUGUGGAGUAUGUUCUGCCAGGGUAUCAACUAGCCUACCUGAAUAACUGGCUGUACCGAAAACCCGCCGCCGCCGUCAUUGGGAGCACGAUUGUGCGCACAGAAGAGCGUCAAAUCUUGGACCUUAAAGCUGAGUCAUAUGAUUACAAAAGACCUAUCGACCAAUCAGGCGCAACAAUUGAACAACUGGCGAAUAUGUCUUCAAGGAGAUACCCCUCGCAAACGUAUGAGGACUUUCAGUAUCGUCGGUUUGCCGCGAGCGUGAUCAAUUUAGCAACUUACCAAUGUCUUGUCGGGAAGGAAGAACCCAAGGAAAUUGGUAUUCCCGAGAGUUCGGAGAGACGGAUUGUUAUGAGACUCAGUUGGGAAGGUCCAGAGUUCUUCAAGUCCGUCAAUGGGUCUAUUGAGGACGUCUUCACUAUCACGCGAGUGGAGCCUGGCAGCGACCGCUACAUUGCGAGGACAGUUCGAAUGUUCCUGGAAGAAUUCUAUGGUGAUUUUGGAAAAGCGUUACUAGACUGGGUGAAGAGAUUGUGUGUCUUCAAGCCCAGGGUCUCGAACGAGGGCAUUAAACAACAGGCACGGGUGGAGAGAAUUUCAACACACCCCGAGAAGCCCCCGACUGUCUUGGAAACCACGUUCAUCCAUGUCGUCAACACGCUGCAUUUGCACGUUGAUAAUGGCUCUGUCACUGCCCAAUUCGACGACGACCACUGCGCAUUCAUGUUUCCAGGAUCUUCCGAGUGGCUGGCAUCUUUGCUUCGGCCUGCGCUCUCUUGGGUAGCGACAGUAUUUCAAACUCCAAAAAGGGAAACAGAGAGUCUGAACUUAUCCAGCUGCCCCUUCAGCUAUUACACGGUAGGGCCACCAAAAUCCGUCCCGUUCAAGCCUGAAGAGAGUGAUUGCUCCUGCUGGCUCCAGUUAUUCCAGCAAGCUCGAAUCAUGGAAGCACCCCCGAAUUUGGACAUGAAGAUGGACGGACACCCAGGAGGACUGCAGAUCGACUUCGACACGUUGAUGGUCCUCGCUCGCGUUUCUUCUGGAGCUUGGUUUUACACUGACAAUGCCGUUAUCUUGACCGGACUUGAUUCAGCCUUGAUCCAAUGUGAGCCAGUUGCAAGUAAUCGUUGGCAUUUCUUGCGCGUUCCUGGAAGGCUUAUCGGCCCUAACGACAUUGAAACGGCUUUUCCAUACCUUCAACCCCUCAUUAGGGCUCCUGAACCCGAAAAUCCUCAUUACGACCCCAGCUACGAGCCAAUAUCUAAGUCAGAUGAAGAUGAUGACUCAGAUACCGAAGUAGAAUCAACCCCAGAACCAAUCCGAGAAUCAAUGCUAGCCGAAGCGACAGAGGAGGGGCCAGAGCAUGCAUCUACAGAAAAAGUAGGACAAGUGACAGAGCAGCCGCAAUAUGAGGCGAAAGCCUUCAAGUACCCUAGCGGAAAGGUGUAUGUGGGCUGGUGUGACGGCGCUCAGGCCGUCUUUAUUACCGGAGCAUUGGAGAGAAACAUUCUUGAAGCUGCAGGAAGAUUAUCCUCGGUCCCCCGGGUGACGAACUUAAAGGACGUCACGACUAUGACACGUUCCAACAAUAUUUCUAUUGGCGCUAAAUUUGGUUUCCUUGGAUCUGGUGGUGAUUUGAGAUGGGCUGUCGGAAGGGAGCAAACCUUCACAAUGCUCACUACUGGUACUAGAACAGCAAUACAGAUCGACCUCGAUGGAACAUUGAAUGCUGCAAGGAACACGCCAUAUAUCCUUUGGGACAACCGCGAAAAAAGGGCAUGGCUUCUUCCUGGGACCUGUGCUUUGCUCUUUGUGGCUCUGUGCUAUAUUGGACAACAGAGGUGGAACUUUCAACCUAAUAUCGCCUAUCCGACUAGCUCCACGAAUCCUGGAAAUGCGGCUACAGAGUGUAUUAAUGCAAAUGCGGAUAAUUUGAAAAUAUCCAAUGACAACAGACCGCAGUUAGAUUGGCCUUUCGCGCGCAUUAUCCAACAAGUCUGGGAGUCAAUGAGGGAUGUUCAUGACCAACUCGGCCGCCGUACGAAUGGCAACAAGUUCAUAAUGCAAGGAAACGUCUUUGGGUAUGACCUUUCCGAACUCCUCGGCCACGGCCAGGUGCAACUGCGUGGUCUUACGCGAAGGGUGGCAGGCAGAAAUCUUCGGAGCUGGGAGCAACUCGCUCGAUUCCCCCAAGUGAGUGUCAUCUUCUGCAACUAUCUCGGUCCAGUUAUCGAAUGCCAUUCGCAAUCCCCGUUCUGCGCUUGUACACCUCAUUGUCAGUCUAUCCCAGGAACCAGAGGAAGUCUGAGCUGUUUUCUUCCAGACUUUAAAGCCUUAUGCUUCGACUGGACUGACUAUACUGCGGUCAGGGGCUUUCCCAUCGAUGAGGAAAUUGAAUGGAUCCCGACGAAUCCGUUUCCGUUCGGUCACACCCAAAACUGUCUUGCGAAUGACAAAGGUCCAUGUGAUUGUUGCAAUGCUCUGGACCGACUUCAGACAAUUGUCUUGAAGAGGGAUCCGGGAAUUCGAGAUAGAGUGCGACAAUUCUUCGUGCGGCCCCUACCAAACUCUCUUAAGGGUGCAAACGACGUCCAUAUCAAGCCGACUUGGAUUGGAAGCCCCUAUGCGAUCCGAUUUGGCACUAUAAGUUAGUCCCACCAUUUCAAGAUUGGGGCAACCAAUCUAAAGUUUGCCAGCGCUAGCAGGGAGAGCGGCUGACCCGUUCUGGACAUACCCUUGCCAUGAACGUCUGGAAUGGAUGGCGAAUACAAUGAUCGUUUCUAAUGACAGUGAGUGGCACGCAGCUCUAGACAGCGUAGUGCCUUGUCAAGCAUAGCCACCAUCAUAUCUCUGCGCUACCAUGCCCAGCCCUUAUGAACAUGAAUCCAAACUCCUCAUGACCAUCAGAGGUCAAACGGAAGCAACUCUACGGCUCUAGAGAUUGCAGUGCUCAGUAAGGAGCCAUUCGUUAUAUGACCGCGUGACAGCUGUAUCACCAAAACAUGUCGAGCCUUUCCACCUUCGUAUAUGCUUACAACGACGGCGUUCUGCCAGUGACACUCAACCCACUCGCCGAAGCGCAGGCUCCGAUUUCCAGGGUCGCACACUCUAUCUUAUCUUAUAACCCUCCUAUCUCAUGGUAUUCCCCUUCAACGAGCUGAGACUAGCUCUCGGCUGCUGCUUGGUCUAGGAAUCGGCUAUGGUGGGCUCGAGAAGCAUGAGGACGCGGUGGGCUUGAUCAGGUCUUUCGUUCGGUCAGCGGGGAGAACAACGCCGACUUUCGGAGCUUAAGGGCGACGUGAUGGUAUGUCUCUAUGUUACGAAAGUAGGUAUCGCUGCGCGUUGUAGGAUAGCUGUGUCAGACAAACGCCGCGGCUGUACGGGUCUUGGCACUGCUCCCAAUCCUGAGUCGGAUUUACCGAGCGCUUGUGCAAUCCGCACGGCCACAGAUCUUACAAUAAAUUACUCGCAGACGAUGAGGUGAGACGUGUGGGGUUAUUAUAUAUUAGCCAAGAUUGGUGAUCGCUUCUACUAAAGGUACCAAACCAUGUGGCGACCUUGUAUAAAGUUACGCCCUGUAGCGUGCAUAAGGCUGAUAAUAACUUUCCUAGUAUUAAAAGAGAUUUUAAGGCUCAGGCAAGGCUUAUUUGCGAGAAUUUAAAGUAGUAAGAGCUUAAUAGUAGUGUUACAGGAAGGGAAGUCUGUUUUGCUAUAAAAGGAGGCGAACGUAAUUUUUAGUAAUAUCUAUUGCACGCAUAUGUUUUUAAGCUGCUUAAAGUCAAAGUACCCCUUAUUUGUCUCGGCACAGAGGGUGUCUCGCCACGCAGGGAGGCACGUUACGCAAAUCUUUGAAUGAAUGAGUUGCUAGAGUGGAAUUCUUUUCAUUUGCAUUCUACUACCUUAAUCUAGAAAUGGUGCAAUCCAACCAUCUCCCUUCCCUUUACGUACAAUGAUCUUGCUUGCGAGAUGAUGCGAAUAAUACACAAUCAGAGCAACAUGUCAUACUACUGUGUUAUGUGGCUUAAAAAGUGUGCAG
Messenger RNA from Cadophora gregata, 5382 nucleotides. RefSeq lists its product as uncharacterized. The coding region runs from base 306 to 3998 and encodes 1230 amino acids. Lineage: Eukaryota; Fungi; Ascomycota; Leotiomycetes; Helotiales; Ploettnerulaceae. The record is from RefSeq and is a predicted model, not a curated record. The transcript is spliced from 2 exons.